Messenger RNA from Manis javanica (Malayan pangolin), 4651 nucleotides. RefSeq names its product immunoglobulin mu DNA binding protein 2 (gene IGHMBP2). NCBI's taxonomy places the organism in Eukaryota, Metazoa, Chordata, Mammalia, Pholidota, Manidae. Gene Ontology annotation, molecular function: ATP hydrolysis activity; ATP binding; DNA binding. The record is from RefSeq and is a predicted model, not a curated record. Gene Ontology annotation, cellular component: nucleus; cytoplasm.
UACUGGUUUCUGUUUAACUUUUUAGUAGGGCUACUAGAAAACAUAAAACUGCAUGCAACUGUCAUUAUAUUUCUCUUGGACAGCCCUGGUCCAGAUUGCUAAACGCGCAGUUUGUGUAGUUAUCUAUUCCCAGUCUUGUGCCAGCCCUGCUGGAAAGGAGGCGCUAGUCAGAGGCAGCUUCUUGACCACAUCCUGGGAUGCUUGUGUCCUACCGCAGACCUGGAUGCCUGGAGAGAGAGCAAUUGCCACUGCACUGCUGUCAUGAGAAAAGUCUCUGCUCUGUUUUGGUGGGGACAGAGUUUUUUGAUUUCCUAGACUCUUGCCUCUCAGUUACUGGAGUACCGGCUGGAUUCGGAGAUAGGUGGGAUGAAGGGAAGCUGCCAGUUGGGGUUAGAUCUUAGCCUUUCUUGUUAGAUGACAUAGAGUGAGUCACUUACCUGCCCUCUGAAGGCUGGGGCGGAGAGCGUCACUGCAGUGUUGUCAGGAUUAAGCAACAGGGUUGAAUGUGCAGAAGGUUUGUAAACUCAAAACCAAAGGUAAAAAGACACGCUUAGUCGGUAAGCACAUGACCUAAGGGAUUGUUGUAUGGUUGAGAAACAGAAAGGGGGAGGUAGUGGCAUUUUAUGUGGAAAACUGUCAGCUGAAAACCUGAUAUGUUGUUAACAGCUUUCUAUCAAAUUCAGGUGGAGUUGUUAUUUUUUCAUCUUCUGAGGAGCUAUUUUAAGGCCAGUAGCUCAGAUGUAAGUUCUGAAAUGUGGGCUCUUAUUCCCUGAAGUUGGUGUAGGGAUGAGGUCCUUGGUGCAGAGGCAGACCUCCGCCCCAGGAGCACUGCCGCCUUCGGCUCUGUCUGCAGUCAGGUGGGGCAGGAGACGGGAAAGACUGGGGGCAGGUGCUGCUCAUUGCCUAGAGGGUUGGACGUGGGCUAGAGUUACGCCUGGUGCUGGCGAGUGUGUGGCCCUUGCUUCCAGCCGCGGAGUGAAUGGGCUGUAGGCAUGUGGCAGCCCUGGCUUCAUCUCUCUUGGUCAGAGUUGUAUGUUGCAGGUGUUGAAACCCAAGCCAAACUGGCCGGGCAAGGCUUGCAGCAGGGGUGGCUGGAGGCCAGCUUGCGGGCUCACGGGAGGUGAUAUAGUGGGUCUGUAUGAUGCAGGCGCUCAGCUGGCCACUGGGAUCCUGACCCGGAUCACCCAGAAGUCAGUCACGGUGGCCUUUGACGAGUCCCAUGACUUCCAGCUGAGCUUGGACCGAGACACUUCCUACAGACUCUUAAAACUUGCCAAUGACAUCACUUAUAAGCGGCUGAAAAAAGCUCUGACCGCCCUGCGGAGGCAUCACUGCGGCCCUGCGGCCACGCUCAUCGAGGUCCUUUUUGGUGGAGCGGCCCCCAGUCCUGCCUGUGAAAUACACUCGCCCGUGUUCUAUAACACCUCCCUGGACGACUCCCAGAAGGCAGCGGUCUCGUUUGCACUGGCCCAGAAAGAACUUGCCAUCAUCCAUGGGCCUCCUGGCACUGGGAAAACCACCACAGUGGUUGAAAUCAUUCUUCAAGCUGUGAAGCAGGGCCUGAAGGUUCUGUGCUGUGCGCCCUCUAACAUCGCCGUGGAUAACCUGGUCGAGCGUCUGGCUCAGGGCACGCUGAGGAUCCUACGCCUUGGCCACCCUGCCCGACUGCUGGAGUCCAUUCAGCAGCAUUCCCUCGAUGCGGUCUUGGCGCGGAGUGACAGCGCCCAGAUUGUCACAGACAUCAGAAGGGACAUCGAUCAGGUGUUUAUGAAAACCAGAAAGAUCCAGGAUAAGAGGGAGAAAAGUAAUUUUCGAAAUGAAAUCAAGCUGUUAAGAAAAGAGCUGAAGGAGAGGGAAGAAGCCGCCCUUCUGGAGAGCCUUCGGGCCGCGGACGUGGUCCUGGCGACGAACGCAGGUGCUUCUUCUGACGGCCCUCUGAAGUUGCUCCCUGACAGCCACUUCGAUGUGGUGGUCAUCGACGAGUGUGCCCAGGCCCUCGAAGCUAGCUGCUGGAUCCCCCUGCUGAGGGCCCGAAAGUGCAUCCUGGCUGGAGAUCACAAACAGCUGCCCCCCACCACAGUCUCUCACAAGGCUGCGCUGGCCGGGCUGUCGCUCAGCCUGAUGGAGCGCCUGGCCAAGGAGUGCGGUGAGGGGGUGGUGCAGACGCUGACCGUGCAGUACCGCAUGCACAGGGCCAUCAUGCAGUGGGCUUCAGAGGCCCUGUACCACGGGCGGCUCACCGCACACCCUUCCGUGGCUGGGCACCUCCUGCGGGAUCUCCCAGGAGUGGCUGCCACGGGGGAGACGGGCCUGCCCCUGCUGCUCGUGGACACGGCCGGUUGUGGGCUGUUUGAACUUGAAGAGGAGGACGACCAGUCUAAAGGGAACCCUGGUGAGGUGCGCCUCGUCAGCCUGCACGUCCGGGCUCUGGUGGACGCUGGAGUCCGAGCCGGCGACAUCGCCGUCAUCACGCCGUACAACCUGCAGGUGGACCUGCUCAGGCAGAGCCUCGCCCACACAUACCCUGAGCUGGAGAUUAAGUCGGUCGAUGGUUUCCAAGGCCGAGAGAAGGAGGCUGUGAUACUGUCCUUCGUCAGAUCCAAUAGGAAAGGUGAGGUUGGUUUCCUUGCUGAGGACCGGCGGAUCAACGUCGCCAUCACCCGUGCCCGGCGCCACGUGGCAGUCAUCUGCGAUACUCGCACUGCCAACAGCCAUGCCUUCUUGAGGACCCUGGUGGGUUACUUCUCGGAGCACGGGGAAGUGCGCACGGCCUUUGAGUAUCUUGAUGACAUUGUCCCCGAUAACUAUUCCCAUGAGAGCUCCCAGGGCCACAGCCAAGCAGGCACGAAGCACCCAGGCUCUGCUGCGUCGGCCAGGAGGCCUCCCGGAAGCAGGCCCCCUGAAGGAGCCCAGAAGGCCAGAGCCGCUGCCCAGCUGGAGCGGAAGACGCCAGGCAGGAAGCCUUUGGGCUCUGAGGCGGGUUCACAGCCGACCCUCAGUGGCAGCAGCCCAGGGGGAGCGGAGAGCAGGGAGUAUGCAGACCGUUUCAGGGCUGAGAUAGUGGAGUUCGUGGCAAGCGAGAAAAUGCAGUUGGAGUUUCCUCCUUCCCUGAACUCCUGCGACAGGCUGUGGGUCCACCGGAUAGCGGAAGAGCUCGGGCUGAGGCAUGACAGCGCCGGAGAGGGGAGGGAGAGGUUCAUAACCCUGAGCAAGAGGGCCCCCGGCCCCACCCAGGCGGAGCGCCCCCCUGGGGAGCAGGGAGGCCGGGCCCCACCGCAUCUGAAGGCUCUGCAUCCCGAGAGGCCGCAGGGGGAGACGGGCAGACAGGGGCGGCAGGCCAAGGAGCGGCCACAGGCCUCGGGCCCCGGGCCGCGGAAGUUACCAGGAAAGAAAAAGAAGAAAGAAGCAAAAGGACACGUCGCCACAGGUCUGCCCCUCGAGGGGGACUUCGAUGCCCUGGUCUCGGCUGCCAUUGAGGCUGAUCAUACCUGUGGCUUUACUAAGUGCACAGCCAGCGUCACGACCCUGGGCCAGUUCUGCCCACACUGCAGCCGGCGGUACUGCCUCAGCCACCACCUGCCGGAGGUCCACGGCUGCGGGGAGAGGGCUCGCGCCCAUGCCCGGCAGAGGAUCAGCCGGGAAGGAGUCCUCUACGCUGGCAGUGGUACCAAGGACCGGUCCCUGGACCCAGCCAGGCGGGCCCAGCUCCAGAGGAGGCUGGACAGGAAGCUGGAUGAGCUGACCAGCCAGAGGAGGGGCAGGAGGGGAGAGGAGAGUUAAGGACCGCCUCCCACGGGGGGACGGAGGGCUGGCAGGGCUGCCCCCUCCGGGCGGUGGCUACGUGCCUGUGGGAGGACGGGUGGGCUCUCGGACCUCGGCAGGAGUGAUGCGGGGUGCGACUGGGCAGGGCAGUGCCGGGCACUCUGUCGCUGGUCUGGUGCAAGUGUAAGCCUGGCACGCAUGCUCCUCUCUCCCCACCGCCCCCCACCAGGGACCUUUUCCAGCCUCUCCCCUCCCUCCCAGGCAAAACCGGAGUCCCGGCUGAAUCUUGGGGUGCUGCCCUGAGAGGCAGGAAGGUUCUGUUCCCUUGGAGGUGUGACCAGCAGCCUCUCUGCCACCCUCCCGUGGGACACCUGUCCCCUUGCCAGGCCCGGCUUCCCUCAAACGCUAUAAAAGUAUCACCCCCACUAUUGGGCAGCCGGCUUUCAGCCCUCGGGGGGAGAGGAUGCGCAGGAACAGUCACCGUGCUUGGAGCUGGUGUCCGGGGUGCUGUGCGUGUCUCCCGCGUGCUCCCUGCUGCUGGCCGGCGCUUUGUUGGGGCCGUGAGUUCCCUGAAGCCGCUCUCCCAUCGUCCUCUGCGCCCUGGUGGUGGCAGCGACCCAGCCCUGGCUCCGGGGCCUGGGCGGUCAGGAGGGUCUCCCUGAGGCGUGGUUCACGGGCCCCCGGCCUGUGGGGACCUCUCCUCCUCACUGUUCUGGGGACGGUGCUGGGGGGGCGUCCCCAGCCUUCUCGGGGGGCUCUCCAGCCUCCUUUGCCGGCUGUUUUAUAUAAGAGGAUCUCAGAUGGCUGUAUUAUUAGGCUCAGAGUUUUUUGUUUGUUUCAAAGAGGUAUAAAUUACUUAAGAAUUAAAUAAAAGGAGCUGCCCACUGCC